AUGGCUGCGCCACUCCGUGCCGGAGUGUGGCUUUGCCGCCAACCUUCGCGAGUCGUCGCCGCAGUGCCGGGAGACCCUGGGCGCCAUCGUUUUAUGGUAGGCACCUGCGAUCUCCAAGACAAGAAUGGGAUCCACGUCGUAGAGUUUUCUGAGGAGACAGCGGAAGUCUCCUGCAAGCAGUCCUUCGAAAUCGAGGACGAGGUGUGGCUCAUCAGCCCAUCGCCUUCAGACUCUCAGACGGUCCUGACGUCCGGCUUGUGCCACUCCGGCGGCAAGAGCAGCCCGAGCCUUCGGCUGAUCCGCACAGACGGCUCCCAGGUCUCCCAGCAGCCCCUGGCCCUGAGUGACGAGGACAACCCCUUGAGUGCCGUCAAGACUGCGCUCUGGGAUCCCCAUCAAGAGGGCUGCAUCGUCGUGGCAGAUGCCGAGGCAGUCCAGACCUUCAACAUUGGCGCUGGGAAGCUCUCUCGCCAAGUGACUUUGCAUGUUGGGCAGAGGUGCAUGGGAGCUUGUCUGGAUCCUCACCACCGGCAGCAACUGAGCACGGUGGAUGACGGACACUUGAAGACGUGGGACCUGCGAACGAGCCGGCUGGCUUUCCGAAAGGACGGUGUUCACCUGUUUGGCGCCAAAGAUGUGGACUACAACCCCAAUGUGCCAUAUCAGGUCCUCACCACCGGGGAGGAUGCGUGCCUACGCUUCUGGGAUCUCAGGCAACUGUCCACGUGCUUGCGCAGCUUAUCCGGUGGCCAUCACCACUGGGUCGUCAAGGCGCGCUUCAAUGCCCACCACGACCAGUUGGUGCUCUCCUGCGGCACUGACUCCAUGCUUUGUCUCUGGCGGGCGACCUCUGUGGCUUCAGCUCCGCUGGGAGGCAAGCGAGGGGAGGAGGCCGCGCGUGCCUCCGACGGGCUGGUCCGGAAGUAUGAGGAGCACGAGGACUCAUGUUACAGUUGCUGCUGGAGCGCUUCAGAUGCUUGGGUCUUCGCCUCUGUGUCGUUCGACGGGAAGCUGGUUGUCAAUCGGGUCCCGGACGAGGAGAAGUACCGGAUCCUGAUGUGA
This is a messenger RNA of Symbiodinium sp. CCMP2592, 1062 nucleotides long. The record is from the annotation of a GenBank genome assembly. NCBI's taxonomy places the organism in Eukaryota, Dinophyceae, Suessiales, Symbiodiniaceae.